AUGGCUGGAGCCAAGACCGCCGAUGUACACAGUCCUUCCAGAAGCCCCACCGAACACACGCAUCUUCUCCACACCGACAGCACUGAGUCCAGCUAUAGCAACACGAACCAACACCAACACAACCAUAACAAUAACAAUCGCAACAAGAACAGCAAACGACACAAGAAAGCAAGAUCUCAUUCUCCCAAACGAAAUCAUCGCAGCAAAAAGACGCCCACGCGAAAACUAGAAGAUGAUGUUCCCUUUUACAGUCGCCCCUUGCAACGCAAUCCACAAUCCAACAAACCCAUCUAUCACCAAGGCAAUCUCUACUGGGACUUGUUCUACGUCAGUGGCGUCUACAACUUGUCGGAAUCCUUUAUGGAAUCGCUCAAUGCCAUUGGCUUGCUCUACUUUUCCGCCUGCUUUAUUUCCAUGCUACGAUUGUGGUACGACAAGUGUACCUUUGAUUCGCGCUAUAUCGUACACGACAAUCUAUCCUGGCGACUCCUCCAAUUGAUUCAAUACUGUAUAUUGGCCACGGCGGUGCAACACAUUCGACCGGUACAACUCAUGGCUCAUACGACGGCACAUCCCACCACCAUGGUCUUUUGUGCGUCAUUAGUUGCGAGUCAUUUCAUUCAUUAUCAACAAGAUUACGAUAUUUUGACCAACAUCCAAUCGGCACAAGCCGCCAUGCACGCCCGCAAUGACAUGGUCCAACGAGUGCCACCCGUGCUCUUUUUAUUAUUGGCAUUGCUCCUGUCGUCGCGCGAUUACUUUGUCGGCCGCCAUGGCGAAUACGAUGCCAAUCAAGUCAAUCAUUGGCCGGCUACUUUGAUUUUGUUGGCGUUUGGGAUUUCCCAAGGCGGUAUGAUGUAUUUGCGGUACGUUGUCAAUCGGAACAAUCCACAAGUGCGAUUUUAUGCCCCCAUGAAUUUGGAACAUGUCAUUGCCCGCAUGGGCGAAUGGAUUACACUGGUGUUGGGAGAAACCAUUCUGGCAUUGCUCAUUGUCGAACAAACACCGGGAGUGCGAUAUUAUGUCACGUUUUAUUCCGGUAUCAUUACCAUGACACUCUUUCAGUACCUGUAUUACAGAUCCAAUCCCUUUGAUCCCGACGAUCAUGCCAUGUAUCGAUCGUCUUCCGGGGCCAUGUGUUUCUUUUAUGCCAUGGUUGUCUACUCGGCAUCGCUCAUUAUGGUCGGAUGUUCCUUCAAAAUGAUUCUUCAUUACUAUCUCGAACAACAAGAACAACAGCAACAACAGCAGCAACAGCAACAGCAACAACAACAACAUGACAGCAACACGGACGACGACUGGUUUCUGCUCAAUAACAAUAUUGCUUCCUCCAACAAACAAACCAUUCGCACACCGGCAUUGCAAGAACAGAGUCAAGCCAUUGCCAAUCUCUAUUCCUGGAGUGUCGCGGCAUCCUUUGUGUCGUUGGAUCUCAUUUUUGCAUCUCAUCGCGGGGUAUCCGCCAAUCUCCAAAACUACUUUGACAACCAUACGGGCCGCUUGGCGUGGAUACCCACAGUGAUUGCGCUCACGGAUGUCUCCUUGACGGUUUGUCAGGCCACAUUGUCCUUGUGGAUUCACGAUUUGGAACGGAUCACCAGUGUAGGGCUGCUCACCAUUUCCCUCCAAGUAUGGAUUCGGACGCGAGGAUUGCGCUACUUUCCCGUCUCCCGAUCGGCGUACGAAGGAGCACAACAACAACAAGAUUCCUUGCAAGUGACACCAACAACGAGGCGAAUAGCCAGUAGCAAUAAUUUGAGCAUGCUUUAG
This is a messenger RNA of Seminavis robusta, 1770 nucleotides long. Lineage: Eukaryota; Bacillariophyta; Bacillariophyceae; Naviculales; Naviculaceae. The record is from the annotation of a GenBank genome assembly.